This is a messenger RNA of Athene cunicularia (burrowing owl), 1185 nucleotides long. RefSeq names its product ovalbumin-related protein X-like. The record is from RefSeq and is a predicted model, not a curated record. Gene Ontology annotation, molecular function: serine-type endopeptidase inhibitor activity. Gene Ontology annotation, biological process: negative regulation of endopeptidase activity. The coding region runs from base 13 to 1176 and encodes 387 amino acids. Lineage: Eukaryota; Metazoa; Chordata; Aves; Strigiformes; Strigidae. The transcript has 7 exons.
ACUGAUUUCACAAUGGGCUCCAUCACUGCAGCAAAUGCAGAAUUUUCUUUUGAUGUAUUCAAAGAGCUGAAAGUCCACCAUGCCAACGACAACAUCUUCUAUUCCCCCCUGAGCAUCAUUGCAGCCUUGGCCAUGGUUUAUCUGGGAGCAAGAGGUAACACUGAGUAUCAGAUGGAGAAGGUUCUUCACUUUGACAAAAUUGCAGGACUUGGAGGAAAUAUUCAGACCAAGUGUGGCAAGUCUAUGAAUAUCCACAUACUGUUUAAAGAACUUCUCUCUGAUAUCACUGCACCAAAAGCCAAUUUUUCACUCCACAUUGCCAACAGACUCUAUGCUGAAAAGACAUAUCCAGUCCUACCGAUCUACUUAAAAUGCGUGAAGAAACUGUACAGAGCAGGUCUGGAAAUGGUCAACUUCAAAACAACACCAGAUCAAGCCAGACAGCUCAUUAAUUCCUGGGUGGAAAGUCAGACAGAUGGACAGAUCCAAGAUUUCCUUGAACCAGGCUCCAUUGAUCUCGAUACUGCACUGGUCCUUGUGAAUGCCAUUUACUUCAAAGGGAUAUGGAAGACAGCAUUUAAAGAACACUCUCAGAAAUUUCCCUUCAGUGUGACAAAGGAAGAAAGCAGACCUGUGCAAAUGAUGUGUCAGAACAGUACCUUCAAAGUGGCAGUGGUGGCUGCAGAGAAAAUGAAGAUCCUGGAGCUUCCGUAUGCCAGUGGAGAGCUGAGCAUGUUGGUGCUGCUGCCUGAUGAUGUCUCUGGCCUGGAGCAGCUUGAGGACAAAAUCAGCUUUGAAAAACUUGCAGCGUGGACCAGUCCCAAUGUGAUGGAAAAGAAGAGAGUGAAAGUGUACCUCCCGCGCUUGAAGAUUGAGGGAAAAUAUAACCUCACAUCUGUCCUGAUGGCCUUGGGUUUGACUGACCUGUUCAGCCCUUCAGCCAAUCUAUCUGGCAUCUCUUCAGCAGAGAGCAUGAAGAUAUCUGAGGCCAUCCAUGAGGCAUACAUGGAAGUCAGUGAAGAGGGCACUGAGAUGUCUGGCUCAGUGGAUGUGAUGGGAGACAUCCCACAUUCCUCUGAGUUUGAAGAGUUUAGGGCUGACCACCCAUUCCUUUUCUUGAUCAAACACAAUCCAACCAAUAGCAUCCUCUUCUUUGGUAGAUAUUGUUCCCCCUGAAGAAAGAAA